Rhodotorula toruloides NP11 is the source of this 2001-nucleotide messenger RNA. Its product is annotated as acyltransferase. The transcript is spliced from 8 exons. The record is from RefSeq and is a predicted model, not a curated record. Gene Ontology annotation, cellular component: endoplasmic reticulum membrane. Bases 1 to 2001 code for a protein of 666 amino acids. Lineage: Eukaryota; Fungi; Basidiomycota; Microbotryomycetes; Sporidiobolales; Sporidiobolaceae. Gene Ontology annotation, biological process: phospholipid biosynthetic process. Gene Ontology annotation, molecular function: glycerone-phosphate O-acyltransferase activity; glycerol-3-phosphate O-acyltransferase activity.
AUGGAGGAUGCUCAGCCGCGCCUCAGAGGGAUGAAGAUCGACGACAGCAGUACAGUCAGAAGCGGCGUCUCGUCAGAGUCGGGCAACGACUUCGCCGACUCGCCUCAUCCCCCUCCGCUCCCUCGCACGCCCGCGCCUCUCGCCUACGUCCUGAUUCGAUGGCUCUUCCGCUUUGUCCUGGGCGUGUUCUACUCGACUGUCGUCGUCGAAGGCGCCGAGAAUAUCCCUGAGGAUGGAGUACCUUGCAUGCUCACAGCAAACCACUGCAACUCGCUCACCGACGCCCUCCUCCUCGUCACGACCGUCCCCUCUUCGCGCCGAUCCUUCCUCCGCCUCACCGCAAAAGACACCCAAUUCGGCCGCGGGACGUUCACUUCCUGGCUCAUCGAGUCCGCCGGUACUCUUCCCAUCAAGCGGCCGAAGGACCACAAGGGCGAGAAGGUGGAUAACUCGGUUGUCUUUGCGACGCUGAUUCGGGCGCUCGAGAAGGGUCAUAUGACGGUGCUGUUUCCUGAGGGGAUGUCGAGGUAUUGGCCGCAGAUUGCGGAGUUGAAGCAGGGUGUCAGCAGGAUUGUGGCGGACACGUUGACGAGGCAGAAGGACAACCCGAAGUUCGAGUUGGCGAUUCAGACGGCGUCGAUUACCUAUCUCCACCGAAACCUCUUCCGCAGCGACGUCCUCGUCACCUUCCACAAACCAAUCUACGUCUCCGCCCUCACCCACCCCGACCUGAUCGCCCCCUCCCUUCCCACCACCCCCUCUCCCACCCCCUCCGCCCACGAGCGCGCGAUCCGCUCUCUAACCGCUACGAUCGGCACCUCCAUCCGCUCGGGGAUCCUCGACGCCCCCUCCUGGUCCGUCAUCCGUCUUGCGAAUACCGCAAGGCGGUUGUAUGCUCCGUUGGGGACAAAGUUGAGCCUGGGCGAUCAUGUGAGGUUGACGCAGAGGUUUGUGGAUGCGUUGAUGGGGAAGAGGGCGGAGAGGACUUGGGAUGAGAUCGCUGGGGUACAGGGUGGAGAGGCGGCGAGUGGGUUGAAGGGUGCGCCGGCCGAGAAGAAGAGGGAGAGGGAGACGAGGCCGGAUGUGAAGAGGAUGUUGACGGAGGAAGUGCUCAAGACGCCGCUGGUCGAGAAGGGUAAGAAGGACGGAUUGCAGGCCGGGUACUUCGCGGUUGCCUCACCACCUUCGUCCGUCAAGAACGGGGACGGAGCGCGGACGGAAGACGAGGCAGACGACGAGGAGCUUGAGCGGCUGAGGAGGGACCUUAAGACUUAUCAGGACCUGCUAUACUUACACGGCAUCAAAGACGACCGCAUCCGCAACCCGCGCCUUCUCCGGCGCCGAACCCUCCUCAAACGCCUGCUCGUCCGCCUAGUCGGUUCAAUCUGUCUCUUCACCAUCUCGAUACCGGGGUUGUGUCUGUGGUUGCCGAUCUUGUGGAUGGCGAAGAGGGAGGCAGAUAAGUUGGUUCGGAAGGGGCCGGUGUUUGAUACCUACGACGAGAUCGCCCAAAUCAAACUCACCUACGGCCUCCUGACCGGUCUCGCGGUCCUGACCCUCUCCUCACUCCUCACAUUCCCCUUCCUCCCCUUCCUCAACCUCCCCUUCCUCCUCGGGCUAAUGUGGCUCACCCUCCGGUUCCUCGAAGACCUCUUCUCUUCUCUCCGGGCACUGCUCGCGCUCGCGAGGCUGUUGAUGCUCGGAAAACGCCAACUCGUUCUCCUACGCUCGAUGCGAGCGGACCUCCACUCCCGCGUCGAACAACUCGCAGUCGAACGCGCGGGGUUGCCACGUGACGCAGGGGUGUUUGUGAGGGAGAGGGAGAGGAGGUGGAAGAGGAUGGGGUUGGGAGCGGUCGAGGGAGGACUGAGGAAGUGGCUUGGGUUCGCGGCGUUUUUCGAUCCGAGGAGGAGGAGGAAGAAAGACUGGAACGAGGCGCUCAAGCUGUUUGACCAGACCGAAUUUCAGGAGGACGACGUCCUUCCCCCGGGCGUCUCUUGA